This is a messenger RNA of Gadus macrocephalus (Pacific cod), 3845 nucleotides long. RefSeq names its product phospholipid phosphatase 2b (gene plpp2b). Gene Ontology annotation, molecular function: phosphatidate phosphatase activity. The record is from RefSeq and is a predicted model, not a curated record. Gene Ontology annotation, biological process: phospholipid metabolic process; phospholipid dephosphorylation; signal transduction. Bases 462 to 1340 code for a protein of 292 amino acids. Lineage: Eukaryota; Metazoa; Chordata; Actinopteri; Gadiformes; Gadidae. The transcript has 6 exons.
UCGGGAUUGAGGAGGAGGAGGAGGAGGGAUCAUUGCAGCGGGGUGUGUUGUUUGGGGAGAGAGAGAGAGAGGGUUAUAUUGGAUACUUGUACGCCAGGAAUGCUGUGAAAACGAAGGAUCUCUGUGCACGACUUCCAGCCGUGAACUCCCAGUUUGCGUGCCGAGGGUUCAUAUCCCUAAAAACAUUCGGCCGGCUUUUGUUUGAACAUGUUUUUAUUGAACCGAGCUUGACUUUAAAGUUCUACCUAUGUUGUCAGUGACACUACAGGUAGUUGGGAAGACGAUCCCGGAAGAACUCGUACUACAGGUUGCCAGUUUGUUUUCAAAGCCUGCUGCUGGCAUUUUACUAUAGGACGAGCGAAUCCACCUAACGCAAUUCAUGUCAUCGGAAAUUUUUCUGAAUUAGUAGCCUGGUUUUUCAGUAUUUCCCCCUAAAUCCUGAAUUAGUAAACGGAAAGAAAAUGAAGGAAUUACGGAAAAAGAAAGUGUACGUUGUGAUAGACGUGCUGUGCGUGGUUGUUGCGGCCUUGCCCUUCAUCGUCAUGACGAUCCGGUUCCAGCCGUAUCACAGGGGGGUUUAUUGUGACGACGAGAGCAUCAUGUAUCCCAUAAAGCCUGACACCAUCACCCACGGCCUGCUGGCGGCCGUCACCAUUUCCUGCACGGUUAUCAUUGUAUCGUCUGGAGAGGCCUACCUCGUCUACAGCAAGCGGAUCUACUCAAACUCUAACUUUAACCAGUAUGUCGUGGCACUCUACAAAGUACUGGGCACCUUCCUGUUUGGAGCGGCUGUCAGCCAAUCACUGACUGACUUGGCAAAGUUCACCAUCGGACGGCCGAGGCCCAACUUCCUUUCUGUGUGCGCCCCAAAGCACUGCGUUGGGUACACGAGGAAUAUCAACUGUACCGGGGCACCGCAAGAUGUCACAGAGUCCAGAUUGUCUUUCUAUUCUGGCCACUCCUCCUUUGGGAUGUACUGCAUGCUUUUCCUAGCGUUGUACGUGCAGGCCCGUCUGAUGGUGAAGUGGGCGCGGCUCUUGCGGCCCACCAUCCAGUUCUUCCUGGUGGCGUUCGCCGUCUACGUGGGCUACACGCGCGUCUCGGACUACAAGCACCACUGGAGCGACGUGCUGGUGGGCCUGCUGCAGGGAGCUCUCGUCGCCGUGCUCAACGUUCGCUUCGUGUCGGACUUCUUCAAGAAGCGUCCCCCGCGCUGCGCGGCCGACCCCGACGCCCUGGAGAGCGAGGAGCCCGAGAGGAAGCCCAGCCUGCAGCUGGUGGACGGCGAGAGCAACAACCAUUACAACCACCACCUCCAACACACCCCCGGCUCGGUGUGAGCCCGGCCCCAGGCCCCGCGGGGUCCCUCCGCAGAUCCCUGGCUGUGGUCGGGCGGCCCCCCCCCCGACACCACACCAGAGACAGAGAGAGAGAGCGAGAGAGCGAGAGAGAGAGUAUGGAAUCCAGUUGAUGGACUUUAUUCCCUCUAUUGUUUGCGGGUGUGUUUGUGUGUGUGUGUGUUUGUGUGUGUGUUUUAGUAGGUGUUGACCAAAGGCCUCUGCGUGUGCUCAAGACACCCUGGGUUUUACAAGGUGUUCCCCGCCUCAAGGUUCAAUAAGAAUGCAGCGGCCGAUGAAACGUACCUCCUUUUAUAUAUUUUUUAUGAAUGACGCCAUCGGCCAAGCAUGUGGAUUGACAGGCUGCAACAACGCCCCCCACCCCCCGCCCGCCCCUGUAACCCUGACCCCCCCCCCCCCAAGCUCUCUAACCACUGGACCGACUGAGGGGUACCUUAAGCCCCCUCUAAAAGCACCAUGAUGACGCCCCUUCUCCUCUAAGGAGAUUGGAGUAUAAUGUUUAUUACAGGCAUCAUGUUAAUGAUGAAGUAUAUAUAUAUAUAUAAUUGCUUUACGUUUGACUUUUUAAACUAUGUUUUUGUAUAGAAAACUUCAUACGUCUGCAGAGUGAAGGAAAAUAAUAGUUUUGGAAGUUUUGGUAGGUUUUUGUUGUGUCGCAUUUUAGCGCACCUUAAGAUGGUCUUACACACUCGGAGAAUGGGAUAACUUUAGUUUUAUUUUCAGCAUGUUUGAUAGGUAUGCACUCUUGACAACAGCCGAUGAUAUACAGAAUCCAUCGAUUGAUGAUGUCAUUCAUUGUUUGAUAAUGUGUUACCAAAGAUUUUAGAAUAACGCUUCCAAAAGCAUUAUAAAGCUACUGUUCUCAUAUGAGAACCUGCCCGUUCUUGAUUUAAAAACUUUUCAUACUUUUUUAUACAUACUUAUAAUUCCAUAUUGUCUUCGUAAAACUGGCUUUGCCCUUAACGGGAAGCAGUCCUUUUCCUUUUACCAAGGCUUUUAUUGAAUUGUAAUUCACCUGUGUGAAGUGGACUGCGGAUGAGGUAGAUAUAGAUGUUUAACAGUAAAAAAUACCACUACAAGAUUGCGAACAAUCACUGGCAUGAAAGCAUUUUGAUAUUUGACCUUUUUCUAAUAUCACAUUUUAUUGUUGGAAUUUCUGUGUGUUUCAUUUGACCGUAAAGGUUAGGGAACUGAACAGGCAUUUAAGAGGGCUGUUUUGAAAAUGGUAUAUAAUUAAUUAAAACUCAAAUAAAUACUUAAUCUAGUCUGACGAAGAAAUCUUAAAAAUGUCUUUAUGCCAGCGCUGUUCAAGGUCAUUGUGCAGCCCCUCUGCUUGCCACUAUGAGCCACAGACACUCAAUCCAUCACCCUGAGAUAUGUUCACAUUGAAUGAAGGAUGCUUGCACACACACACACACACGCACGCACGCACGCACGCACGCACGCGCGCACGCGCGAGUAUGUUUUUGUUUCACUCGUUGCCUAGCUUUCAUUUCCACGCACACGGGGAACGCACCGAUGCCCUCAAUAAAUCAAGAAGGCGUCUCAAACUGGUGCCUUUCUCGGGGUUGCCACACAAAGGUAUCCAAUUCCCGGGGCCAAACGUGAUCCAGAUGCCUUGGCAGGGCUUUUGAGAGGCUUGUAAUGAGGAAGGCCUCCACAGCAAACCGUGGGCUGGCCGCCCACCACCCGCCCUCCCCCGCCCCUAACUUCCACUUCAAAGAUUCUUCCGGGGUUCUCUCUUUCUCUUCCCCUUUCCCGGCGCUGAUAGAUGGGGUUAAUUUGCGAUUAAGGGGGCCGGCCCCGCAUCCAGUCCUUGUAUGGUACAGCAAGGGCCCCGCUCUGUAUCAGACCGGCAGGAAAACCAGCGGUUCGGGAUAGGUGGAGAGGCGUGUGGAGGUUGGAUUAGGAGGGAAGGGAAAUGCGGUGGGGAGGGGGUACCCAGAAGUUAAAUCUCCCACCUUGUAGUGAUUGUGUGGCCCCCUGAAAGGCAUUGUUUGCCCCCCCCCCCUCCCCCCAACUGUUCUUGUUGAGUCACCAUCCCCUAGGGACCUCUGCAGGACUUCAGCCCCGGCAAUGAGGCGCACCUGGUGCUGUUUUUCUGAAUGGCGUUGUGUGGGGCACCUCAACACCCACCCCCCCACCCCCCCACCCACCCCCUGGCCCUCACUUUGCAUUCUUAAAUCCGCGCCAAUUGCCCGAGAUUAAAGCGAAGACCAGCACAAUGGUUUCCCUCUUGAGGAGUACAAAAGAAAAAUUCCCCUGGACAUUAUUUGAGGUAAUGUGGCUCCAUGUAUUUAAAAUGCAUAUUUCCCUGCUUUGUAUAUUAGUGCCUUAGGAUAGGCAUUGGCUUACCAUUUUAUUUUUUUCACUUUGUAUAAAAUAGUGUUUUAUUUUUUGUGUGUUUUUACCUUUUUGUAUGUCUUUCUAUAAAUGGCUGAUAAGAAAUACAUUUAAAUAAAGACAGACUGUACAGUCAAAUCUCUA